AUGAGAGCCAACCACCCUGCCAUAAACCUACAUCCUUUAGGCAAAAGAUUAAAUCUCACAAGUUUAAUUAGAUUACCAAAGCAUCAAAAUUUGGAUACCUGCAUAGCCUGCGUAAAUUGUCUUGCCGGUUGUCCUUAUAAUGCCAAGAAUUCUACAGACAAAAAUUAUCUUGAAUCAGCAACUCAGGCAGGAUGUACUAUCAGGACAGAGCGUGGAGUUCAGUUCGUAAUUAAGAAUCCAUUCGAAGUAGGCCGAGACGAUGAUAUCGGUGGAAGAAGGUGGUUUGUGUACUUCAAUAAGAUCGAUUACAUAAAAGAUGAUUUCGUGAUCCUGUCAGCGGGAGUUUUCGGCACAACUGCAAUACUUUUCAAAUCACGAAUAAGAGGAUUAAAACUUUCAGAGGCACUUGGUUCUGGAUUCAGUUGCAAUGGUAAUAAUGUUGCUUAUCUUGCUGGAAGCUCAGGACCUUUGAAUGCCUAUGGAUUAGAUAGAAAACAACUAUCGAAUAUACCAAUUCGAGCAAGGCCUGGACCAUCGAUCUAUUCAUAUUACUCUUCUUCAUUGGGUUUCACAAUCCAGAGUGCUGUACUUCCUACUGCUUAUCCUUACAUCUUGUUUAAAGGGAUUACGACAUUUGGAUGGCCGACUGGUUACUGGUUCUUUCAUGGUGUUAUUGAUAAGCUGAAACAUUUCAUAGGUUCUAAGUCAAGCCAAGCAAUGGUGCUCAAUGAAAUGGGGCAUGACAAGAGUAAUGGGAAAAUCACAUUCAAUCAGGAAAUCGAUAAAAUUCGCUUUAAUCCACCCCAUGACCCUUUGCUACCACGAAAAAGUUGA
This is a messenger RNA of Hibiscus syriacus, 834 nucleotides long. RefSeq lists its product as uncharacterized. The transcript is spliced from 4 exons. The coding region runs from base 1 to 834 and encodes 277 amino acids. The record is from RefSeq and is a predicted model, not a curated record. NCBI's taxonomy places the organism in Eukaryota, Viridiplantae, Streptophyta, Magnoliopsida, Malvales, Malvaceae. Gene Ontology annotation, molecular function: flavin adenine dinucleotide binding; oxidoreductase activity, acting on CH-OH group of donors.